UCAGUUCCUCUCACUGUUUCUCCUGUAGCUCUGCAGAAGCUCCAGGCCCAGACGUCCUCCAGGUGCAGCCCAGUGGAGGUGGUUCUUCCUGGACCGGUGCUGGACCUCAGCUCUCUGGUGCUGUAUGGAGCUCAGGCUGUGCCUGUCCAUCUGAAGAUCCUUCUGGACCGACUCUACAGCGUCCUGAGCGCCCAGCAGGUUGGACACAUCCUCAACACACUGGGCUGGAGUCUGGGAGAUUAUGUCAGAGGUUACAUGCUGCAGUCUCCAGUGGGGAAGGUGUUGGACUGUUGGACGAUGGUAACCCCAGAAGAAGAGCUUCUCAUCAUUAAACAGUUUCUGCGUUUUGGUGAAACCCGAUCCAUCGUUGACCUAAUGACGCAUCACUUCCUGUCUGCCGUCAACCAGAAAACCUGCUGCCUAAAUACUUCUCUCAACAUAAGGAGUCCUGGAACGUUCCAAAACUCUAGAGAACAUUUUGGGACGGAUGUCUGUCAUCUAGAGAGUAAAACUGUCCUGGACUGCAACAAGACUGUCGGCCAUUUUGAAAACUUCCCAGGUGGACUGUCUUUGCUUCUGCCGUUCCACUUCUCAGCGUCGCCCUUCGGACAUUUGGUUCCAUCCAACAAGGUAGAGAUGUUUUUAGAGCUUCUAAACACCAGUGAUUUAAUCCCAGAGUUUUGUGUUUUUGACCUCCUUCUUGGUAUUCCUCCAGUCCCACCAUUAACGCUGUCUCUGCAGCUACAGGAGCCUGAUGGGACACGGCUUUCUCAGGGACUGCAGCAGAGCAGGGACAGAUCCAACGGUGAGCCCAGUCCGACACUGCUGCAGUCCAAAAGUGAACCUGUCAUAAAAAUCGAAGCGGACUUUGACAAGCCAAACGCUCGUUUCCUGGUUCCUCAGAACCUUCACGGCAGUGAACACCUGGUUCCUCACAUGGGUGUGGCCAAACAGAGGUCCACCUCCUCAUCUUCUUCAUUCAGCCCCACAUCUUUCUCUGCACCCCAUCUGUCAGCCUUUUCUUCCUCAGUGUCUCCCGUGAAGAACUUCCAGACGUUGCCCCCGUGCCUGUCUUCGUGCACCCUCCAACCCCUUCCACCCUCAUGCUCCCUUCCGUCUUCUUCUACAGGAGGUCGGAAAGGGAGAGUCUGCUGUGGUGUUUGUGGAAAAAGCUUCUAUGACAAAGGCACAUUGAAGAUCCACUACAACGCCGUCCACCUGAAGAUCAAACACCGCUGCACCGUGGCUGGCUGCACCAUGGUCUUCAGCUCGCUGCGAAGUCGGAACCGACACAGUGCCAACCCGAACCCACGGCUACACGGUUCUGGUUCCAAAAUAGAUGCGGGUACCCAUAAAAACCUAGAAUGUGUUCCACCAACACCUGGAGCAACCCCUCCUCCUACUCCUCAUAACAAGCACUUGACCUGGAACAACUCCUUCAACCUGCAGCUGCCUCUUCCUCAAUCAUCUGUUACUCCUUAUGUGGUGGAGGAAACCCAACAUCUGGUCAACAUCAACACCAAUGACCUGACCCCUGAAACACCACCAGGCCUCACUGCAUUCAACAUCAAGGCAAAGGGCAGCAGUGACACAGUAACCAAUCAGCAGCAUCAGUGGGAGUCAGGUGACACCGUUCCAAAGAAGAAACCCAGGAAGCUAAGCAAACCGGUGAAGAUAGAGAGAGAGGAGGUGAAAGGGAGGAGCAUCAAGAAGGAGCAGGAGUUCUAAAGCAAUAAGAUCCUCUCCUCUGUACUUCUCAGUGUUAGAUAGUACUGUAUCAUGGAUAGAUUACUCUAAACUCCUCUGUAUGGUGCGUUUUUGUUGAGUGUAAAUGUAAUAUUAACUAACUAAAUAUAUUUAUGGACUCAGUUGUGACUCUGUAAUUAUUCCAUUAUAUCCAGUCACGAAUUGUGACAAAAUAGAGUUCUUCAG
This is a messenger RNA of Cynoglossus semilaevis (tongue sole), 1932 nucleotides long. RefSeq names its product zinc finger protein basonuclin-2. Gene Ontology annotation, cellular component: nucleus. Lineage: Eukaryota; Metazoa; Chordata; Actinopteri; Pleuronectiformes; Cynoglossidae. The record is from RefSeq and is a predicted model, not a curated record. Gene Ontology annotation, biological process: regulation of DNA-templated transcription.